AGGGAGCCCAACAGGUUGGAAAUGUGACGCAUGUACCCGAACCCACAAGACAAUACACCUACGUCCCGAAUUACAAUACUUGCAGAAUACUGCGUUGCCAGAUGAAAGAGCAGUCAUGACGUACGUGUCAUCGUAUUAUCAUUGCUUUAGUGGCGCUCAAAAGGCGGAGACGGCAGCUAACCGUAUUUGUAAAGUGCUUAAGGUGAACCAGGAGAAUGAGCGCCUCAUGGAGGAGUACGAACGUCUUGCAAGCGAUCUUUUGGAAUGGAUACGCCGGACAAUGCCAUGGUUAAACUCUCGCCAGGCAGACAAUUCGUUGGCCGGUGUACAAAAGAAGUUAGAAGAAUACCGAACCUAUCGUCGCAAGCACAAGCCGCCACGUGUGGAACAAAAAGCAAAACUCGAAACAAACUUCAAUACUUUGCAAACAAAACUUCGCUUAUCUAACCGUCCGGCAUAUCUACCGACCGAGGGCAAGACGGUCGCUGAUAUUUCGAAUGCUUGGAAAGGACUGGAGUUAGCGGAAAAGGCAUUUGAAGAAUGGCUUCUUGCUGAAACAAUGCGCUUGGAACGCUUAGAACAUCUGGCGCAAAAAUUCAAGCACAAGGCUGAUGCUCAUGAGGAUUGGACUCGCGGAAAAGAAGAGAUGUUGCAGUCUCAAGACUUCCGUCAAUGUAAAUUAAAUGACUUGAAAGCCCUCAAGAAAAAGCAUGAGGCUUUUGAAUCCGAUUUAGCUGCUCAUCAGGAUCGUGUCGAACAGAUUGCGGCAAUUGCUCAGGAAUUAAAGUAA
Molecule: messenger RNA, 790 nt
Organism: Rhagoletis pomonella (apple maggot)
Lineage: Eukaryota; Metazoa; Arthropoda; Insecta; Diptera; Tephritidae
Product: alpha-actinin, sarcomeric-like
Exons: 5
Coding region: 116-790 (224 amino acids)
Biological process (GO): actin cytoskeleton organization; muscle cell development
Cellular component (GO): Z disc; cortical actin cytoskeleton; cell projection
Molecular function (GO): actin filament binding
Source: RefSeq, a predicted model, not a curated record